Molecule: messenger RNA, 2370 nt
Organism: Thamnophis sirtalis
Lineage: Eukaryota; Metazoa; Chordata; Lepidosauria; Squamata; Natricidae
Source: RefSeq, a predicted model, not a curated record
CAAUUUACAUGGUACUCUGCAGAACGGUUCUAGCCAAAAGGACAGGUGUCUUCUUUUACAGCACUUAAGGCGUGUAGUAGAAAAAGGCCACGGACUGAAAAAGGAUGGAAGGUAGAUUAAUGAUGGGAAAACCAUUCCAGAGUUGUAACAAUUCUGCUUUAUUUCUUUCCAGUGAUAAUUCACAGGUUUUUCAGCCUUAUGUCUUACGAACCCGCAGGAACAGCACAACAGUUAUGAACCGGCAUAGCAUGCUGAUACCAUCAUCUCCGAUCCGUAUCCCUAGUAGUCGACUCCAUCAGAUCAGGAGGGAGGAAGGCGUGGACCUGAUGAACAGAGAAACAGCCCAUGAAAGGGAAGUGCAAACAGCAAUGCAGAUAAGCCAGUCAUGGGAAGAAAGCUUGAGCCUGAGCGACAACGACUUGGACAAAUCCGAAAAAUCUUCCUCUCCAAAGAGAAUAGACUUCAUUCCUGUUUCUCCAGCUCCUUCGCCCACCAGAGGUAUAGGAAAGCAAUGCUUCUCACCGUCUCUGCAAAUGUUUGUGAGCAGUAACGGAUUGCCUCCGAGCCCUAUUCCUAGUCCCACGAGGAGAUUUUCAAAGAGGAGUCAGAGUCCAAUCAACUGCAUCAGGCCCAGUGUACUUGGUCCCAUUAAAAGAAAAGGUGAAAUGGAAACUGAAAGCCAGCCAAAGAGACUUUUCCAGGGAACCACGAACAUGCUUUCUCCUGAUGUCACCCACCUGACCGACCUCAGCUCAUGUUUGUCUUCGGAUAUCCUGGAUGGGAGCACCAGCAGCAUCAGCUCUUCCUCCGACUCCUUGGCCAAAGGCAGCACCACCGCCGAAUCGCCCCUCGCAUGCUCCAACUCCUGCUCUUCCUUCCUCUUGAUGGACGACCUUUCGCCCAAGUGACUUUUCCCAGGGGAGGGGUCGACAUCUGCUGACUCUCUCAACUCUGCACAGGCGCUGAGAAAAUUGAUGGGAAACGAAUCCUCCAGGACCUGAGGAUUUUAAGUACUGAGUGGAAAUAAUGAACGCGACUUUUAAUUCUUGGCAACUUCUCCGAGUGGGUUUUGAUGAUCUUUUUUUUUCUCUUUCGACCGACAUGCCAGGCCCUUAACGAUUGGUCCUUUUGGCUGUCUGGUUCUGCGGCUUUUUUUAAAAAAACAACAACCCAACCCCGUUAUUUUACUCGUAUCUGUUGAGAAUCAUUACUAUCUUUGCUUUAAAAAGAAACCGCAAUGCUUUUUAGAAUUUUUCAGGACAAGCACCUAAUUUAUAUGAGUGUGAAAAUGGUAGGCGGGGGAGCCUUUCACUGUUGCUAUCAUGGUCGUGGGUUCUGGAGGUAGCGGAUGGGGAUGAGGGAAUUGUUAGAAAACUGUCCUUGUUCAACAUGCUUUUUUUUUUUUUUAAAGAAUAACCUAGAUUGCUCUAGAAAUUCAUUUAGGGGGAAGAAAUGAACUGUUUCUGAUGGACAAGGGCGCAUUCUGGGCCUCCUCCCCUCUUCUUCCCCCCCUUCGUUCACAAUACCCCUAAAAGAAUUAUUUAAUAGGAGGGCCUCCUUUAUUUCUAGUCGCAUCUUCUACUUCUUCAUUUACAGAGAAGAGGUUGCAAAAUUGCCCUUUGUGGUUCAAGCAGCGGCCGCCACUGUCCCCUUUGGGGAGCCUGAACACUUUGUGAAGGCCGGCUCCGUUGCAGCAGAGUAUCCAUAGCGGACGGAGGAGGAUUGAACUCGUCCGCUGCGUCUCGGGUUGCACUGAGGUGGCGUCCAAGGCUGCAGGGAUGAUGACCGGUGGCAAAAAAAAUAUUUGGGGGUGGGUGGGAGAAGGGGAAAGGGGGCGAUUGUUUCGGCUAUCAAGUAGAGUACGUCGAAUAGUCGGUGUCUCCCGCGGCACUGAGCAACGUUUGUGCCUUAGGAGACCUAGUAAAAAAAUGGAAGAAUGUAAGCAAAGGAUCUGGGUGGAGGGGAAAGGCUUUAAGGAGGAAAUGGGGAGGGGGGCUCAUACCAGGUGCUGCUGCCCUCCUGCUGCUCUUUGGUGGUUCCUGAGGGGCUGGAAGGGGAGGAGAUCCUCCCACCUCUCCAGGGUGAGGUUUGCCUGGAAGGCAGCAGCCACAAGACCUGCUGAAUGGCCUGAAAUACGUUCGUUGGGCUCAAAACGCAAAACUGUUGGUCCACGAGGAGAGCUUCCCUUUAAGCCAGGAGGAGGGACAACCUGUAGUAGCUUAGCUAUGUUUGGGCUACAGCCAAUGGUUUAUUUACGUCUUGAGAUCUUAACCAGGCUUAACCAACAGGAAAGAGAUCUACUUGUAAUCUACUGUGUUAUGCUAUUUAUUAUUUAUAACUGUAAAAAAAAAAGUCUGGUGUUGAAUUAUA